UAAUUUUAAUUUUUGCCCAUAGGAUUUUGCCUCCUGCCGAGAAAUUCUGCUGAGACGUGGGGAAGAUUUUAUUAAAAGUAAGCAAGAGAAUCGCAAGAAGAUAUUGCGAUCAAGUAGUAAUUUAAUUAAAGAUGGCAUGGUCAUUCUUACUCACUCAAGAUCACGCAACGUUCUGGCAGUCAUGACAGAGGCUGCUAGACACGGAAGACAGUUCCAUGUCUUUGUCACCGAGUCACAACCAGAUCGCUCAGGGUGCAGAAUGGCAAAUGAUCUGAGAGCAGCUGGGAUACCUUGUACAGUGAUUUUAGAUGCAGCUGUUGGUUAUAUCAUGGAGCGAGUGAAUGCUGUGAUGCUAGGUGCUGAAGGGGUUUGCGAGAACGGAGGAAUUCUCAACAAGAUUGGGAGCUGUACUGUGGCUACUCUGGCACACAUGAAGAACAAGCCAGUUUAUGUCCUAGUGGAGAGUUACAAGUUCAUCCGUACAAUUCCACUCAAUAAUUCUUCCCUUCCCAAAAAAUAUCUGGUAAGUAAUAGUAUCCAGCUUGAGAGUAAUAAUAAAAAAUUUGCCUCCAUCUACAGUAUUUACUUUCUAAUAAAACAAAAUAUUUAAGCGUUAACCAAUUUC
Procambarus clarkii (red swamp crayfish) is the source of this 625-nucleotide messenger RNA. Lineage: Eukaryota; Metazoa; Arthropoda; Malacostraca; Decapoda; Cambaridae. The record is from RefSeq and is a predicted model, not a curated record.